AUGUUUUCGAAGUUAAAACUGAAAAAAGCACCACUAUCACUUAGUUCGGUAUCAAAUAUAAUCAAAACUUCAGGAAUAUCAAAUCUUUCCCCGGAAUCGCUAAACGCUAAGACAUUAAGCGUAUCCAUUAACGAACAGUUUGGCCUUCCCAAAAAUUCCAUUACAGCUAUUGCUUACGAUCCAAUUCAAUCAUUGUUGGCUGUUGCUACCACUAGUAAUGACGUAAGGGUAUAUGGACAAAAAUCUGUCGAAGUUGUGUUUGAGUUCAAUACGUCAAGUCCAAUGACUGAACUUAGGUUUAUCAAGGGUAUCUAUUUGGUAGGAAUUCUGCCGGGAGGGAGCGGUAUCACUGUAUUAUCCUUACAUUCCAAGAAUAUCUUAGGUACAUUUCUGCCGCCAGGAACAAUUACAGCCAUUGAUCUGGAUCCAUCACUCGAUUUUUUGAUCGUCGGGUUGUCAAAUGGGUCUGUAGUAUUCUACGAUGUGGAUAGAUUGGCACUUACACCAUUUCGGAUUGAUAAUUUGCAAAAAAAAAUAAUGCCUAAACAAAAAAUGUCUCUGGUACUAGGAAUAGAGUGGCACCCAAGAGAUAUAGGUACAAUAUUAAUAACAUAUUCGCACUCUGCAAUCAUAUAUUCUUUGACAACAGGAGAAAUUAAGAGUUCGUUAAUUUAUCAAAUAUCUAGAGAAGCCAAGGGAUUUGCCCACUCUUUAAAUAUUACUAAUGGAGGUAAAAAGAAAAUGUUCGGAUCAUCGAAAGAGGUUAUAGUUCCACUUCUUGAAGCUCAUUUUCACCCGAAUGGAUUACAUGUAGUCACUGUUCACAAGGACAACACAUUGUCAUUUUGGGACGGUAAUGAUGGUACAUUGUUGGAAGCCAGAAACCUUUUUGAGACUAAUUUACAAAAGCCAGGUGAGCCAAUCGAGACACCAUUGAAUUUUGCUCCAUUUGAAAAUGUCAGAUGGGUAUGUUCCCAAGAUCCAGAAUUGACACAAUUAAUCAUAUGCGGUGGUGAUUCAAACCAGGGGAAUUUGAUUCAUAUUUUAGACUUCGGUUAUACCUUAAAAUAUUCGUUAACAUCACACGAGAAACAAGGUCAAUUUUAUGCUCAGCCAAGCUCGGGCCAAAGAAUCAUUCCCAUUACACUCAACAAUAACACUGAUAGUGAACCCGAGUAUAUUUCUAAGAUAUUGCCAGUUCCAAUUGAUAGUCUGCCCUACUUCGGUGGUAACCAUAACCCUUCUUAUUUGAUGAUGUUAAGUAACAUUGGAUCUCUUUAUAUCUCAGAAUAUUCGAGUUCUGGAGAACCACCCUCUGACAUGAGUGGGUUGAUUUUACCAUUGUCCUUGUCAUUAGUCCAACCUCCUGUCAUAUGUGCAAGUAUAAUUACGGUGAAAAGAAUUGACUGGUAUAGUAUUUUGAGUACCAAAGCUUCAUCUGGUGGUGGGGCUAGUAAUUUGCUGUUGCUUAAGGGAGGAGCUCCUGUCACCCAUAAAAAUGCUCCAAGGCCCACUGGUUAUGAUGAUGGCUCACGUAAUAUUUUAAUAACCGGUCACGAAGGUGGAAUAGUGAGGUUAAAGGAUAUAUCCAGGGGAGAAUAUCAAGAGGAUAACUUGUUACAAGUCAGUUUAAGAGAUACAAUGUAUGAUAAUGGUGAACCAAAUUGUAUGAGUAUUGUUGAUGUAUCGCUCGGGUUACAGAAUAAAGAGAUGUUAGUGGGUAUGGGAAAUGGUGAUGUUGUGAUUUGUAAAUUUGGUAAAAUCAAUAUUUCUCAUACUAAAGGGAGUAGUAGUGGCAUUGAUUAUCGUAAUUGUCCGGUUCAACAUAGUAAUUCUGAUGCUAAAAUCCACAAUAUCAAAGAUCGUGUGGUCGGUAUGUUCGCUAGUUCUAGUACUUUCUUGCCCGUAUCUUUACUCAAGUUAGACAAUCCAGACCAGAUAUCAUGCUUGAAGAUGAGUAACGUUGGGUUUGCAGCAAUCGGGUAUAAAUCUGGUAGAAUGGUAGUCUGUGAUAUCUCUAGAGGUCCUGCAAUUAUUUACAACAUCGAGUCGAUUAAGAAGCACUUAAUCACAACAGAAGGUAAUUGUUACAUAACUACUAUGGAGUUUGCCAUAAUGGAAUACGGACAAGAUGGGUACUCAUCUGUAAUUUUAUUAUGUGGUACCAACGGCGGAGGAAAUUUAAUGGUUUUCAAGGUCAUUCCUCAAGGAAACGGUGGGUUUGAAGUAGUUUUCAUGAAUAAGACCACCAAUCUUAAUUACAGAGUUCUUGGAGGUGAAGAUGCCGGAAAUUCCAAACUUGACAAACUUAUUCCUAUCAAUUCCAGUAGUGGUGGUAGUGCUGUGGCUAGCAUGGAGAUGUUCCAAAAGCUUAGUCAUGGCAUAGUUAUUCCAGGUAUGGUUAUCACAACAUCCAAUCGAGAUAUCAGAGUAUUGCAAUUGCCUAAAACAAAGUUAUCACACAAGGUUAUUGACGAAUCCUGUCUUGCAUGUGGUGUUAUUAGGGUUAGAGAUAAAGGAAUUGUUUUGGCGUCUCUUGUUAAACUGGGAUUCAUUAAGUUUUCUUCAAUUCCAUCAUUGAAUGAUAUCGCCGAUGUCAAAUUACCAAAGGAGGUCUAUAACAAGCUUAAAAAUACUUUGAAUUCUGAAAUAUCUUCACAAUCUGACAUUUUAGUUACAGGUGAAAUGUUUGUCAGAUUAGGACCUACAGAGGGAAUAAAUCUCUCUGCGUAUAUUUCCGAGUCUAAAGAGAAGAAACUGAAGGAACCCCACGCUACAGACUUGUUAUUUAAUGAAAAUGCCAUUAUACCCCCCAGACCCGCAGCUGGCGCCAUACAAUGGGCUAAGGGUCAAACAAGGUAUAUUAGUAGUUCGGACUUAAUCGGGUUGAUUGCAGGGCCCAAUAGACGAGCCACCAAAAAUAUUGAGAGUGAAUUAGCCCACAAUAUUAGCCCCGAAGCGAACCCGAAUGCUGGAUACGGGUUUCAGGGGUACCUGAGUGAUAAACCAGAAAAAGACUACAAAGACCCUGUUCGUAAGGCAACAGGCCCAGGCUACGGAUAUGGUAUGGGUGGCGGUGGACUUAUGAGAAACUUGCAAUCGGGUGUCGAAUCAAUGGAAGAAACCGUCAAUGGGUAUGCCAACAACAUGAGUGAAUCCAUGAACGAAUCUCUUGCAAGUCUGAAAAAGGCUGUAUUCAAUGCAGCACUUAAAAACAAACUUGGGUUCUAA
This is a messenger RNA of Debaryomyces fabryi, 3231 nucleotides long. RefSeq names its product putative Rab GTPase-binding protein (gene SRO77). The transcript has a single exon. Gene Ontology annotation, molecular function: syntaxin binding; GTPase activator activity; myosin II binding. Bases 1 to 3231 code for a protein of 1076 amino acids. Gene Ontology annotation, cellular component: plasma membrane; cytoplasm. Gene Ontology annotation, biological process: regulation of exocytosis; establishment of cell polarity; regulation of protein secretion. The record is from RefSeq and is a predicted model, not a curated record. NCBI's taxonomy places the organism in Eukaryota, Fungi, Ascomycota, Pichiomycetes, Serinales, Debaryomycetaceae.